UCAAAUUUCAACAUAGUUCAUUCAAUACCAAUGAUGCCGCGAAAACUAGAUUAUGCAGGAUAACUCUAACACAACAUUCUCUGUUAGUUUGAUUAUGUUUCAAAGACAGAGAAACUGCUGGACCGAAAUUAUUUGAAAGCAAAAAAAGCCCACUCCUUGGAGCAAUUUGAGAAGCCAGCAGAUCGCGUUGAAACCAGCCCAAAGCCCCAGGUGACUCGGCGCCAAGCAACAGAACCAUCAACACCAAAAGCGACAAUAAAAAUGGUCUCGUCCACAUCACCACCAUCUACAUCAAGAGUGGCAACAUCAACAGCAUCUACAUCAAGAGUGGCAACAUCAACAAUAUCUACAUCAAGAAUGACAACAAAUGAUGUUUCUACUAAAACCAUACCACAUUCAACACCGAGAGAUACAACAAGAAAUCAUUCAACUGCAUCCACAUGCGCACGGCCUACCCCGGGCGGAACAAGAAUGGUUUCAUCGACAUCAGCUCAGCCUACACUGACCGGGACAAGAAUAGUCUCAUCGACAGGUUCCUGCAACACCAGUGAGGCUCCACUUGGGGUAGAGGAUGGAAGGAUAAAGAAGUAUCAGAUGAUAUCAUCAACUGAACAAACUGGAUUUUCUGCAUCAAAAGGAAGACUAAACGGCGCAGACUCUUGGCGUCCCGCAAGUAAUGAUCAGAACCAAUGGCUCCAAGUCGAUCUUGGCAAAAAGGAACUUGUUACAGCGAUUGCCACUCAAGGUUUUGGUAAUAGUUGGGUGAAGACUUAUUCGAUCUCUUACGGUGUGGAUAAAGAAAACCUCACUUCAUACAAAAUUAAUGCAACUCAGAAGGUAUUCGCUGGAAAUUAUGACAAAAGUUCUGUCGUGACAAAUCUCUUAUAUCCAGCAAUAAAUGCGCGUUAUAUUCGCAUACACCCAGUGUCUUGGUUUAGUCACAUAUCCUUGAGAAUCGAAGUUAUUGGUUGCUACACAGGUUUUUGCAACAUCAGUGAGGUUCCACUUGGAAUAGAGGAUGGAAGAAUAAAGAAUUUUCAGAUGUCAUCAUCAACUGAUAAAAAUGGAUUUUCUCCAUCAAAAGGAAGAUUAAACGGUGCAGACUCUUGGCGUCCCACAAAUAAUGAUCAGAAUCAAUGGCUCCAAGUCAAUCUUGGCAAAAAGGAGUUUGUUACAGCGAUUGCUACUCAAGGUUCUGGUAAUGCUUCUUGGGUGGAGACUUAUUCCUUGUCUUACGGUGUGCAUAAAGAAAACCUCACUUCAUACAAAAUUAAUGCAACUCAGAAGGUAUUCGCUGGAAAUUAUGACAAGAAUUCUGUCGUGACAAAUCUCUUAUAUCCAGCAAUAAAUGCGCGUUAUAUUCGCAUACACCCAGUGUCUUGGUUUAAUCAAAUAUCGUUGAGAAUCGAAGUUAUUGGUUGCUACACAGGUUCUUGCAACACCAGUGAAGUUCCACUUGGAGUAGAGGAUGGAAGAAUAAAGAAUUCUCAGGUGUCAUCAUCAACUGAAAAAAAUGGAUCUUCUACAUCAAAAGGAAGAUUAAAUGGUGCAAACUCUUGGCGUCCCGCAAAUAAUGAUCAGAACCAAUGGCUCCAAGUCGAUCUUGACAAAAAGGAACUUGUUACAGCGAUUGCCACUCAAGGUUCUGGUGAUGGUUGUUGGGUGAAAACUUAUUCGAUCUCUUACGGUGUGGAUAAAGAAAACCUCACUUCAUACAAAAUUAAUGCAACUCAGAAGGUGUUCGAUGGAAAUACGGACGAAAAUUCUGUUGUGACAAAUGUCUUAUCACCAGCUGUAACAGCUCAUUAUAUCCGCAUACACCCAAAGACAUGGAACAUUCACAUUUCUUUGAGAGUGGAACUUUAUGGUUGUCAAAGAGUGAAAGCAAUUCCUUGCAAAACUGGUGAAAAGACACUUGGCGUGGAAGAUAAGAAUAAAGUUAAAGAUUCGCAAUUGACUUCUUCGAGUUAUUGGAACACAUUGACCUCAGCAGCGAGUGGACGAUUGUACAACGUUGGAGAAUGGGGAAAAAAAUGGAUAGCAGGGUGGAUAGCAGGAGUAAACGAUAGGAACCAGUGGAUACAGGUUGAUCUUGGCAAGAAGGAAGUUGUCUCCGGGAUUGCCACUCAGGGAGGAUAUUAUUAUAUUCAAUAUUAUAAUUUACAAAAUUUUUUUCAUUUUUGUUGGGUGAAGACCUAUUCUGUGACGCAUAGUUUGAAUGGAACAACAUUCGAAUCUUACAAAGAUAAGAUAUUUGAUGGGAAUAGUGACUGGAAUACCAUUGUGAAGAAUGUUCUGUCUCCACCAAUCACUGCUCGUUAUAUUCGUAUACAUCCAGAGUCUUGGGAUACCUACUUGUGUAUGGGAAUUGAGCUUUAUGGUUGUUUCUGAGCCCUGCACCUGGUGAAUCUUACGAAGCAGUUGAAUAAUUAUAUAAUUAGUAGAUGAUCAGUGAAUGACCAGUUUGUGAAUUUUAUAAGAGAUAAGAAUAAGUUAGUCAUUAGCAAUGUAGUGACAUCAAAUA
Molecule: messenger RNA, 2524 nt
Organism: Dendronephthya gigantea
Lineage: Eukaryota; Metazoa; Cnidaria; Anthozoa; Malacalcyonacea; Nephtheidae
Product: neuropilin-1-like
Exons: 18
Coding region: 262-2391 (709 amino acids)
Source: RefSeq, a predicted model, not a curated record